UAAUGGUAAAGCCGGGGCUGCCUGAAUUGCUGCUUUUGAGAUGACAGCACCAUAUGUGGAUAUGGCUUACAAAUUUUACUUCUUUACCAAAUCCCUCUUCCUCUCCAUUACUCUUACACUGUCUCCAUCCAAUGUUGCACCGACCUUCUCACCCCAAUUCCUCUGUACUUGAAUCUCGUUCUUUUUCCCCUUUCUCUUCUCCUCCUUCUGCCGCCGCUGCACCCCCACCGCUGCUGACCGCCGCUUUCUUUCUUCAUUGAUUUCGACGACCUCUUCCAACCAUACAUAUGAGGCUGCAACUUUCUCCCCCUUUGUUGAGUUUUAGGUUGCUGGACGCAGGCAGCAUGGUCAGUAAUUCAUGGGUUGUACAAGUUUCACGUACCUACAAUUGUCGACCCCCCGCUGCCGCCGCUUCGUUCACCGCUUCGUUCGCCGCUUGUCGCCGUCGCUAAGAUUGUAGGCUGGCUGUGAUUUCGAGGUCCGUGACUGAGAAGGGUCGUGGUCCUAUGCCUCAUUUGAAGUUGGAAUGACUCUCUCAGAAGUCAGAACGUGAAAAGGUGAAUCCCAUUAUUUUCUUUACUUUUUAUGUGGCUGCCUUUUACUUGUCCGACCAAUGCUAUAUGGAAAUAAUGGAAGAGUUUGAAGAGUAGACAAACUAACAAAGAUGAUGUUGAUUGCCGUAGUGUGAAAAAAAAACCUAGGUGCCUUAAGCAAAUUAUUCCUCCAUUAAGAGAAGAUUUAAUUGUUUACUGAUCUCGUUAUAGUUUUGACUAUGGGGAAUAGAAUAUUCUGUUUAUUUGUUAUAUGUUGAUUGGGAAGAAGAUUAUUUUUUAGGCUGCAACUUUGCUGAAAUGUGUUGUCCAUUAUUUAUAGGUAUUGAUAUCCUCAAUCAAAAACAUAGUGUUGAAGAACUAAAAACAAUUUAUUUUCUCUCUGUUUUCGACAAUAUAAUUUUGCAGUGAAAAAUCAAUACUUGCAUACUAUAAUUUCUUUAAUAUAUAAUUUAUUAUUUAUAUAUUUGUGAUCUGGUAUAUCAAAUAUGUUUCUUGUCAAUAUUGACGGCUUGUUAUGGAGAUGAGCUUGUUAAAGCCAAUGAGAUUUAUAAUUAAUAUUAUACUUUUCUAUUGCUAAUAGACAAAUGGGAUUAGUUAAUAAUAUUCUGUGGACAUGUUUUUAAAUAAAAAAUGCUAAAGUAAUUUACAGUUCUUUAAUCAUGAAGACAAACAUGUAGUCAGUAAUCUUCAUACUGUAUGGGUCUAACUGUUUUUAUCCCUGUAGUUGCUAUGUAACUGUUUGUAUAAAAAAUAAAUUGUGAAAAGUUAGCAUCAAAGCUACAUUCUGGGAUUUAUGUUCUUGACAAUGGUCCAUUCACCACCCUUUUUGUUCGACAGGAGAGAGCUACUAAACUAUUUCAGAUGCACCGUCGUUCUAACCUCCGUUAAAGGCUACCGGAAUAAAGGCAUGCGGUACGAAAUAGGCGAUGUCUGCAGUGUGUGACCUCGAAACUGCCUCGGCCCAGGAACUGUUUGAAGGUAAUUUUUGUGCUUCUCGUAUUUUAUUCGAUGUUAGGAACAGUAAAAGUAAAUUAUGCCAUUUUACGUGUCUAUGGCUCUGAUAGGAAAAAUGAACUUCCAAGGGAAAGCUGAGGGAGCUACCGGUGAUGGUUAUGUCGUCGAAGAACGUUUUGCUCGCACUGAUAGGGAAUUAUAUGAUGUUGGAUUAAGAUUCUGCAACCUCUUCCUGCCACUGAAAAUCGAUUAUAGCCCCGCAACACCUUUCUUCCUUCGAUGCCCACCACCCACGCCCUGCAUUCUCACAUUUCAUUAAAUAUUAGAGAGCGACUGAAAUGCCGUGGUGUGUGGAAGUAUUUCUGGACUGACACAUAUAUGAAGGUGUAUAUAUGUAUCAGUAGAGUGAAGUUGCUCGACCACGACGUGCUAGCUUGAUUUUCACUUUUCUUUUAAUCUGCUCCCGCGAAAACGACGUCGUUUCAACGCCAACAAUUGUUGACCCUUUCAUUAAUUACUGGAAAACUCAUGUUAAACACUCGUUAAGCGUACUGAUUCUAAUUACGUAUCUAUCUUGUCUGUGCUUUUUUCUUUUGUUUUCGCUUAGGGUUUUUGUAGUUCUGAUUCUAAUUUUGUGGGUCAGUUUCAGAUUUGCAAAUUGCGCCGUAAAAGGGGCUUCAAGACUGUGUUUAUUAGAGGAGGGUCUGGUGGUUCUGUUAAUUCUAAUUGCAGAGGCCCCAUUCUGCUUCUCCUUCCAUAUCGACCUUUUCUGCCCAGACAACAUCUGAUGGCUUCAUCUGCUUUUGCUCCGACCUCCUCGUUCCUCUCCGGCAAGGUGUGCGCUUAUUUAUUUGUUUUCUUUUUGAAGCCAUUUCUGUUAAUUUAUUUCGUUAUAACUUAUAAGAGGACGGGCAGAUAAUGACAUUAAAGAUGGAGGUCUUGGAAGAUCCAUUUGAAUUCUAAUUAUAUAUAUUUAACACCGUUUCGUAUUUCCCCUCCAAUCAGCAUCCGCAAUUAUUUUCUUUUUCAUUUACGUUCCAAGCAGCUCCACGGUGUACUGUGUUUUUAAGCUUUUGCGGCAAGCAAUUGUGAAAGAACAUUUUUCGGUUUCGUAAUUUUUCACUUGUGGUUGCUCGACGAGAGAAGUGUACGAACAGGGAGCUAAGGAUGUUGCGCUUUCGGUUAUUAGUGGAAUCAAUUACGAGCAGCGGAAAGACGUACACGAUGAUUGGAAUAACUGAAUACGCACUACCUGACAUAUAUGGAUACAUACAGAAGCACCAAGAAAGAGAUUUUGUGUUCAAAUUCUCUGCUAUGGAGAUCUACAACGAAUUGGUGAGAGAUCUACUCAGUGUAGAUAACACUCCACUAAGACUUCUCGAUGAUACAGAGAGAGAAACCACAGUCGAGAAGCUGACUGAGGAGAUAUUAAGGGACUGGAGUCAUGUGAUUCAUCUCCUUUGUAUAUGUGAAGCUGAAAGAAAAGUUGGAGAAACGUCGAUUAAUGAAAUGAGCUCGAGAUCCCACCAAAUUAUUAGAAUGACUAUUGAAAGCUGUUCUCGUGACUUUUUAGGAAGGGACAAUGCGAGCACUCUUACAGCUGCUGUGCUUCGGCUUGCUCUUGGUCUCUCUGUUCAUAUACAGGUUUCUUGCUGCUUCGAGAAUUACAUUCAUUUUUUUCUGGUGACAUUUACUUUUUACACCUGAUUUUAUUUGGACGAGUGAUUUCUGAGACGGAGAUGAGUUCGGCCACGUUUGUUGAUGGCGCCACUCCGAAAAUUAGCUUUGCGCGUCCGACGACUUCUUUUGCUUUACGGCUCUUGUAUAUAUUUUUUUGUGUUACGACUUACUUUGGUUCGUUUAGGUUUUCGUAUAUGUUUUUCUUCGAGAAUUACAUUCACUUUUGCUGGUGACAUUUACUUAGUACACUUGAUUUUAUUCGGCCGAGUGAUUUCUGAGACGGAUUUGAGUUCGGCCACGUUUGUUGAUGUUGCCACUCCGAAGAGUACCUUUGCGCGUCCAACGACUUCUUUUGCUUUACGGCUCUUAUAUAUAUAUUUUCUUUUUACGACUUACAUUGGUUCGUUUAGGUUUUCGUAUAUGUUUUGAUUAUUUCAACUUAAUAUCUUAUUGCUGUUUUGAUGUUUGUAGAAAUUGUACGACUCGCAAUGAAAAAAUCAGGCUGCAUUAUAUGACAGCCAAGAUUUAACAGAGGUGAAAUGCGUUCUUGUUUCUGUUACUCAAUGUACUUCAUUUUUAUUGAGUUUAUUUUUAUCGGUUCCGAAAUUACGGAUGUUUAUUGUGCUCUAAAUUUUGCUCACGAUUCUUUUCAAAAUAGGGUUGCUGAUGUUUUGUUUCUUCAGCAACCACCACCAGGUUCGCUUUGAUUAAUUUUUUCUUCACACCUCUUUUUCCUUUGCGUCCACUUUAAUCAGGCCCCGUAAAAGGCCUCUAUAAUUCUUCAAUUCCAUAGGUGGUUUUUGACUCCUUGUUUCUUCACAUUCUUGGAGCUUACUGACCGCCCUCAGCUGGCUCUUGGGUCUGGUUACCUGGUCGUAACAAUAAUAUUCCGCAAAGUUCCGCCAUAAAAUUAUUUCCAAUGGCUAUUUUGGUUAAUGCGUAUGUAUAUCUUUUUAUUUGCACAUAUUUAAUAUUUUUCACUGUCUUUAUCCGUUCUGCGACAUAAAUUUUUUUUCUUUCC
This is a messenger RNA of Erythranthe guttata (spotted monkey flower), 4209 nucleotides long. Lineage: Eukaryota; Viridiplantae; Streptophyta; Magnoliopsida; Lamiales; Phrymaceae. The record is from RefSeq and is a predicted model, not a curated record.